Gracilinanus agilis (Agile Gracile Mouse Opossum) is the source of this 767-nucleotide messenger RNA. RefSeq names its product calcium and integrin binding family member 3 (gene CIB3). The record is from RefSeq and is a predicted model, not a curated record. The transcript is spliced from 6 exons. NCBI's taxonomy places the organism in Eukaryota, Metazoa, Chordata, Mammalia, Didelphimorphia, Didelphidae. Bases 1 to 564 code for a protein of 187 amino acids. Gene Ontology annotation, molecular function: calcium ion binding.
AUGGGCAACAAGCAGACAGUUUUCACUCCAGAACAGCUUGACGCAUAUCAGGACUGCACCUUUUUUACAAGGAAGGAAAUUCUGAAGCUAUUUUAUCGUUUUCAGGAUCUGGCUCCUCAGCUGGUUCCUUUUGACUACACUGGCAAACCUGAUGUGAAGCUGCCUUAUGAGGUCAUCUGUGGCAUGCCUGAGCUAAAGGACAAUCCAUUCCGAGAGAGGAUUGCUCAAGUCUUUUCCCAGGAUGGGGAUGGUAACAUGACCUUGGAUGACUUUCUAGACAUGUUUUCUGUAAUGAGUGAAAUGGCUCCUAGAGAUCUCAAAGCAUAUUAUGCUUUUAAAAUAUAUGAUUUUAACAACGAUGACUACAUCUGCCCACUGGACCUGGAGAAGACAGUGACCAAGCUCACUCGAGGAGAGCUGACUCCUGAAGAAGUUGGCCUUGUGUGUGAGAAAGUGAUUAACGAAGCUGAUGUGGACAAUGAUGGCAAACUCUCUCUGGAUGAUUUUCAAAACAUGAUCCUACAUGCUCCAGAUUUCCUCAGCACCUUCCAUAUCCGAAUCUGAAGCAGAAUUGGCAAGCCCCCUACCUGCCUCUAAUGUCUUAUCUGCUUCUGUGACCUGCUCAGCCUGGUAAUGACUCCAGUAUCCUACUCUUUCCUGUGACAAGCUUGGCCUGGUCCAUUAUUCUUAUCUCUACAACUAUUCAAUAUACCUGAACUAAUUAUGACCCUAAUUCCCCAUUUUUUUCUGAUGACCUGUGCUGCCUG